Molecule: messenger RNA, 1105 nt
Organism: Eutrema salsugineum
Lineage: Eukaryota; Viridiplantae; Streptophyta; Magnoliopsida; Brassicales; Brassicaceae
Product: putative Myb family transcription factor At1g14600
Exons: 6
Coding region: 237-971 (244 amino acids)
Biological process (GO): abaxial cell fate specification; regulation of DNA-templated transcription
Molecular function (GO): transcription cis-regulatory region binding
Source: RefSeq, a predicted model, not a curated record
GUUCUUCUAAAAAGAGACAGAAGGGGAAUAGAAAGAAAAAAGAAACCUUUAUCUUUUAUAAAAACAGAAAAGCUUCGUCCUUUCUAAUCCUUAACCCUCACUCACAAAAUCACAAUCCCUCUUAGCUUCGUCACCAUCUUUCUUCUUCUGCUUCGUCUUGUUGUUUCAAGAAAGAACAAAAAAGUUCAGAUAAAUCCAAAUCAAAAGGAUUAGGGUUUUCGUUGGCUCAUAUUAAAAUGGGUAGGUGUGGAAGGAGCAGCGACGGAGGUAAUAUUGGUGGAGUUAGACCGUACGUAAGGUCUCCGGUGCCCCGCCUGAGAUGGACGCCGGAGCUUCACCGGAGCUUCGUUCACGCUGUUGAUUUGCUCGGUGGUGAAUACAAAGCAACUCCAAAACUAGUUCUUAAGAUAAUGGAUAUGAAGGGACUAACCAUUUCACACGUCAAGAGCCAUCUCCAGAUGUAUAGAGGAUCCAAACCCACACUUUUUGGGAGACCAGAAGAGAGUUCUUCAUCAUCUUCAAGGAGAAGAAGAAGACAAGACAAUGAAGAAGAUCAUCUUCAUGACAACUUGUCUGUACACGCAAGGAAUGAUUGUCUUUUGGGUUUUCACUCUUUUAACUUUAGAAGAGAGCAGACUUCAGCGACUUAUAAUGAUGACGAUGACUUUCUUAACAUCAUGAACAUGGAGAGAACGAAGACAUUUGCAGGCAAUGGCGAGUCCAUCAAAUUCCAGUCUCAUCACUUUCUCGAGGGACACAAAGAAGAAGAGGAAGAAGAACUAUCGCUGUCUUUGUCAUUGAAUCAUCCUCAUAAUUAUCAACAACGUUGGAGAAGCAAUGCGUCAUCAUCACUCAGUGAAACCAGCGAAGCAUUCUCAUCGUCUUCAGCUCCAUUCAUCUUCAGAGAUUGUUUUGCUUCUUCUAAGAUUGAUCUUAAUCUUAGUCUCUCUUUUUCUCUACUCGGUAGCUGAGGUUUUGUAUAAUUUUAGUGCAGUGAACAUUCAGAUUUGUUCGAAAACAUUCUGAAAAAUUGUAAUCUUAUAGUUAGGUUUCUAAAUUUCUUUUGCGGUCGUGAUGAUUUUUUGUCUACAAUAUCAUGGUCAAU